AAGACUAAAGCUUAUUAAAUCAAGAAAACACUGCAUAUUUUCCAGCAAGUGGACAGGAAAAUGGAAAUAUGAAGAGGCUGCUGGGGUAGAGAAGGAUACACAAUGAAAACAUUAGGAAGAGAGAAUUACAGUGGCAGAGAACAAGGUCUUUGAGGGAGUGUUCAAAGAGCCUGGGGAAAGAACAAAGAGAGGGCUUGAGGUAUAGGGAAGCCCUCUGUGGAUAAGACUCUGGAUAAGUGUUGGAAACAGGAUCGUAAAUCCCAAACCCUAUAGCCUGCAAGCUGGGGCCAGGGUCAGGGAGGAUGAGCACAAAGAGAAGGGUUGAAGAGAAGUGGGAAGUAAAUGAUAACACAGACAGACAGACUGAAAAUAGAGUGAUAAAAGACAUCUUAAUAGUUGAUAGUGAAUGAUUAAUAUUAGAUGUGAUUUGGAUACCUGCUCUAAGGCAUUAUGUUAAAUAUUCUCUUUGCUAGGAGGUGGGUCUGGACAUGGCAACAAUGUCAGGGUCAUGACGCACGGACCAAAUUAAUGUACGCCUAGGUUUGUCUCACACCAGGCAUUCCUCACAUUCUGUCUGCCCAGUAUGUGAAUACAGCUCCAGUGAGUCAUUUAUGCAUCUAAAUACACUAUUGACACCUUCAAAAUGGGGAUGGUGGGUGAUGUCAUCGGCCCUCCUGUGUGGGCGACCUGGAUACUUGUCAAAGCUGAAUUGUCCAUCAGUUGCUAGACACAGUAAUGAAUGAAAAAGUCAAAACAGAGAGGUGAAAAGGGGUUUGCUCCAAAGUACUGCCCCUGUGAUAUGUACCUUUAAUGGAAAGUGACACACAGCCUGUGAAAACAGCUGUAGAAUGUUCUCCUGGAGGAGCUUCAUCAAGUCUGAGGAGGGAAAAAAUGUAAUGAUGUCUUUAUAAAGAGUAAUAAAUGACGCUAGUUAACAUUCCCUUGAUGACAGGUAAAAACCAGGAUAAGACAUGACACUACUUCAGCAAUAAAUCUGGGGAAAGUCUAUAUUUUUGUUCUUGCCAAUACAAAAAAACAAAACCAAUAAUGUGUUACUCUGUUUCUAGACUUUCAGCGUAGCCUCACACUCAGGCCUUAAUUCAGUCUACGCAUCCUGCACUUUCCAUCAUGUACUUAUAUAUGAAUGAUGGUGUCAUUCACUAUUUCUUUUCAUAUUACUGCUUUAACAAAACACCUUCAUCUGGUUCAUUCACCAGCCCAAUUAGGACAUACAUACUAUUUCAAAUAUAUUCUUCAGAGAUGGAUAAUUACUGACUCAGGAAUGUGCAUUGGCUGAGGCUGGGGAUCUAUGUGUGUAUGUUGGUUUGUACACAUGUGUGUGUGUGGGUUAUCACAGCACAGGUGACGUAUGUUUUCAGUGGGCUUUAAUAAUGCGGGACAGUGAGUGUGUAGGAAAUAAGCUAUGCGUCCUGGUGCUGUCCUGCUGUUAAACAUGUUGACAACAAUGUUUCUGUCAGCGCUCCUGAUGCUAGGAGGUCUCAGAGGGGCAACGGCAUCUGACCUCCAAGUCUACGGGAAAUCAAUCCACAGUGAUAAAAGUUUGCUGAGCAGCGAUGGAGGAAAACACACUGUGAGGAAACCACUACACAAACCGACACAAAAGGAAAUCCGGAGGAGUUUGGAUCUCGAGAGCUUCAACAUACACGUAACCCCCACCACCAGGAAAACCAACCUCCCGACCAUCAUCAGGCUCUAUCCACCCACUGCUAUACCUCUCCACCUGCACGCCAACAUGCCAUUGCGCUUUGGAAGGGGGAGUGAUCCCGGUGACGACAGGGCACCAAACUCAACACCCAACCUGCCCCAGAGGUUUGGAAGGUCCUGGGAGUUUAGUCAAAGGUGUACAAAGUGUCCUCAUGUCCGAGAUGCGAUAAACCCAGUGCUGCCGCAGAGAUUUGGGAGAAAUAUAGCAUACUGGAGCCUUCUUAGGACUCUGGCUAAUCAACAGUUACUGAACAUUGGCUUGCGAUGGGCUGAAGACUCAGAAGAGGAGAUGGAAGAAAAACAGUUGUAAAUGAAAGGGACUAUACAGGCUGACACCGAGGUCUACUGCAGAAUGUAAACAUCAGCAUGCAGUGUUUUUACAGUAAAGACAAAUGGUUAAAGUCAAAUGUUAAAAAGCUUAUUGAGUUGAACAAUUUAGAUUAUUUAGUCCUUUUAAAUGAAGUUAUAGGAUAUGUGAUGGAAAAAACAUUUUAAAUGAUGAUAAAAAAAAAUUGAGCUUUUUUGUUUGUUUUAUAAAACGAUGAUAUUAAAUCCACCUUGACCUCAGCAUCAAACAGAGGCAUGUGCUUUUUAUAUGACCUCAAACCUCAUA
Messenger RNA from Monopterus albus (swamp eel), 2338 nucleotides. It is a transcript of the gene npvf, whose product is annotated as neuropeptide VF precursor. Gene Ontology annotation, molecular function: signaling receptor binding. The transcript is spliced from 3 exons. Bases 1424 to 2035 code for a protein of 203 amino acids. Gene Ontology annotation, biological process: negative regulation of gonadotropin secretion; neuropeptide signaling pathway. NCBI's taxonomy places the organism in Eukaryota, Metazoa, Chordata, Actinopteri, Synbranchiformes, Synbranchidae. The record is from RefSeq and is a predicted model, not a curated record.